Molecule: messenger RNA, 1700 nt
Organism: Scaptodrosophila lebanonensis
Lineage: Eukaryota; Metazoa; Arthropoda; Insecta; Diptera; Drosophilidae
Gene: Cndp2
Product: cytosolic non-specific dipeptidase
Exons: 6
Coding region: 121-1557 (478 amino acids)
Biological process (GO): proteolysis
Molecular function (GO): metallodipeptidase activity
Source: RefSeq, a predicted model, not a curated record
CGCUUAUUUAAGCGCGCGCAUUUGAGGAGUAAAAACCAGUCUAUCAUUACAUUUGCGCGAAGUGGUUGCACAUCUUUCAUCGACUAACACUUUUGUAAAACACUACAUAAAUAUUUCAAGAUGGCACAGUUACCCAAUGAGCUGGAGCAGCUUUUCGCUUUUGUGGACAGCAAGAAGGAUAUUUAUAUUGAUACGCUUAAAACAGCGGUUGCUAUACAGUCCGUUUCGGCAUGGCCCGAAAAGCGUGGAGAAAUCGACCGUAUGGUGGAUUGGACCGCAGAUAAACUAAAAGCGCUCGGUACGGAUAUCGAACUGGUUGAUUUGGGCAAGCAGACACUGCCCACAGGCCUGGAAAUACCCCUACCGAAAGCGCUGUUGGGUACACUCGGCAAGGACCCUAAAAAGAAGACGGUUUUGGUUUACGGCCACUUGGAUGUGCAGCCUGCACUCAAGGAAGACGGCUGGGAUACUGAUCCUUUUGUGCUCACCGAAGUCAAUGGCAAACUGUACGGACGCGGCGCGACUGACGACAAAGGACCCGUUCUCUGCUGGAUACAUGCAAUCGAGGCUUAUCAGAAAUUAAAUAUUCCACUGCCUAUAAAUAUUAAAUUCGUAUUGGAGGGCAUGGAGGAGAGCGGAAGCGAGGGCCUUGACGACAUGCUGAUGCAGCGUAAAAAUGACUUUUUGAGUGAUGUCGAUUUUGUGUGUAUCUCCGAUAACUACUGGUUGGGAAAAAAGCGUCCUUGCUUGACCUAUGGUCUGCGAGGACUUGUCUACUUUACCGUAGAGGUUGAAUGCUCCAAUAAGGAUCUGCACAGUGGCGUUUUCGGUGGCACUGUCCAUGAAGCUAUGCCUGAUUUAUGCUAUUUAUUGAGCUCUUUGGUGGACAAGGAUACAAAUAUUUUGGUGCCCGGAGUAGAGCGUGAUAUUGCUCCCCAAUUACACAACGAGCAAGAAAUCUACGAAAAAAUUGACUUUGAAGUGGAUGAAUACAAAAAAGAUGUAGGCGUUGAGCGCCUGCCGCACAAUGAGGACAAAACGAAAAUUUUGAUGGCCAGAUGGCGGUACCCAAGUCUUUCCAUUCACGGCAUAGAAGGGGCUUUUUAUGAGCCUGGAGCUAAAACUGUUAUACCUAAAAAGGUUAUUGGAAAGUUUUCAAUUCGGUUGGUGCCCAACCAAGACCCAGCGCACAUUGAAGAAUGUGUCGUUAAAUACCUGAAUGGCAAAUGGGUAGAGCGUGGUUCACCUAACAAGAUGAAGGUCAGUCUGCUGUCAGCUGGUAAGCCCUGGACUGAAGAUCCAAACCAUCCGCAUUAUGAGGCCGCCAAGCGCGCCAUUAAACAUGUCUUCAAAGUGGAGCCUGACAUGACGCGCGAAGGUGGUUCUAUUCCAGUUACUCUGACAUUGCAAGAGGCCACUGGCAAGAAUGUAAUCCUUGUACCAGUUGGAGCUUGCGACGAUGGCGCUCACUCUCAGAACGAGAAGAUUGACAUUUAUAACUACAUUGAAGGCACCAAACUUUUGGGCGCUUAUUUGCACGAGGUCGGAAAGUUGUAAAGGGCAGAGAUCCACUACGUAAUCCACUGUACAUCACAAUUGCCAAGACGCUGUGAAAACAUCAACACCAUAUUUUUAACUUUUGUAUGCAUUUUUUUGAUCCUUGUCGGAAACAAAUAAUUAUUAUUGUAUUUUGAAACAUA